UUGUAUCAUAGGAAGAAGGAGACGCAUAAUAGAUCGCUGUUAGUCAAUAUUUCAAGAUAGAGCGCAUUGGACUUUUCACUCGUGGUGGCCAAUUCGUCGUCAUGGCUUCGGAUGAGGUGACAUUGGAAGGCACUUUGGCCUUGAUCAAGCCAGAUGCUUUGGCCAGAGAGAAUCUCAUCUUGGAACGGAUCCGCGAGGAGAGAUUCCUCAUUGUAGAGAAAAAAAGGCUUCGAUUCUCUCGUGAGACUGCCGCUAAAUUCUACGAAAACCAAAAAAACGAGCCUCAUUUCUCCGAUCUGAUUGACUAUAUCACCAGUGGCGAUGUGAUUGCGCUCUGUCUAGCCCGUGAAAAUGGCAUCGACAAGUGGAAUGAGGUCAUCGGUCCCCCAAGCGUGUCGGAUGCCAUGAAAUACGCCAAGAACUCUUUGAGAGCUCGCUUUGGCGAUCCCUUGAACGACAUGAUCAACUCCUUGCAUGGCAGUGAUUCUCCGGGCAGUUCCGAGCGGGAGAUUGAGAUCAUAUUUCCACACAUUCUCCAAGGAGAUUCGGAUGAGGAAGACCACGACGAAGAAGAAGAGGAAGACGUAGUGAGACAAGAAGCGAGAUUGAACACUGCCAAGGCUGACCGCGUGAGUCAAGCUGGAAGUGUCCUGGAUGAGAUCGAUCGGACUCUCGAUCAUCAUGCUUCCGAUAACAAAGGGUACUUGCAUAAAGCGGUCUGCCCCACCUUGAUUCGAGGAUUGAGCGAAAUGUACGAAGUUCGUCCAAGAAGUCCGAUCUCGUGGUUGGCAGAUUGGCUCACGGAUAACAACCCCUAUCAGGCGUGAUUGGCCAUGGGCGAGGCGUGGUGUUGAGAAUCUUACCUAUAGCUCUAGAGACAGCUAACUGUCCGUUGACUCUCCAUGUUCCCCAAUAGAUAACGGUUCCACCCAGUUCCUCAAUGCGAGCUUUUUCGUCCUAGAAAGAAGAUAUCACUUCAUGAGGACUACACAAACGCCAGUCUGAAUGGAUCUAAUCACCAAUCAGUAACCCUCCCCAGCCUGUUUGCAUUGGGUGGGGCACAUUUUCUUCGCAUUCGUCACAUGUUUCCACCCUCUCUUUUAUUGUUCAUUAACAAAAAUCAAUGACAGACAAGAAGAACAUUCUUUGAACAGGAAGCAUUUUCCGUACGCCCAAAACUGUCAUAUUCAAAUCAAUCUUUGUCUCAAUGAAGGAACAACGACAUUAUUCGAGAUAAAAAAAAUGAGUAUCAUGUUCGACUUAACCCCUCAUCCCCAAUAAACCACUUGGUUAUCAUCUCCUUA
Tigriopus californicus is the source of this 1304-nucleotide messenger RNA. RefSeq lists its product as uncharacterized. Gene Ontology annotation, molecular function: nucleoside diphosphate kinase activity. Bases 102 to 827 code for a protein of 241 amino acids. The transcript has a single exon. Lineage: Eukaryota; Metazoa; Arthropoda; Copepoda; Harpacticoida; Harpacticidae. Gene Ontology annotation, biological process: UTP biosynthetic process; GTP biosynthetic process; CTP biosynthetic process. The record is from RefSeq and is a predicted model, not a curated record.